This is a messenger RNA of Cinara cedri, 3865 nucleotides long. Lineage: Eukaryota; Metazoa; Arthropoda; Insecta; Hemiptera; Aphididae. The record is from the annotation of a GenBank genome assembly.
AACCUACCUAUACACGUUACAAUAGCGUUUCUAGCUUUUAUUGUUUCGGUUUUACAUUUUCAAUGACACGUUUAUUGUCUAUGCGUCGGACCGCUGUCUCCUCACGUGAACAGUAUCGCGAAAAAAAACAAUGCUAUAACACCUACCUAUAUAGGUACCGCGAUCUAUAACCAUAGCUAUAUCUAUCGUUAUUCGUUCGUUAGUUGGUACGUAUAGUAGUUAUUGUUAUCUAUCAUCGUCGUCGUCGUCCGAAAAAAAAACAAACACGAUUUCUCAUUAUUUGUAAAACUAUAAUAAUUAUUAUUGUCCAAAAAAGAUCGAUUGGCCGCCGAAAUGACGGCGCAGUGGAUUUUCAUCAUUUUUUGUCUGUCCGUGUAUGCCGGACAACUAUUAGUUCUCGGGGUAAGUGUUAAUAGUCUUGUACCUAGGUAACCUAUAUAAUAUAUAAUAUACCUAUCUACUUACCUAGUGGCGGUGUGAAAUUAUCCACGUUCAACGAAACAAUUUCAGAGUAAAAUAGCAAAAAAACCUCAUAUACAACCCAAGUUCAGAUAAGAAUCAGGAGCUGUAACUAAAACUACUUAACGUUCCUGAACUUAAACUUUUUUGUAACAUAUCUAAAGAUAAAGUACCAUCCAACUUAUAUGGCCAUUUAACCAGCUAUGUUUCAUACAAUACCCAUUCACGCCGCUAUUGAUAGGUACCUACUUAAUACGAGUAUACGACGAUAAGAUAGCUCGUACACAAAUCCAGAGGCGUGCCCAAGAUCAGGAAGUUACAGGACGUGACCCGAAUAUUAUUAUACUGCAUAAAAUACUCACAUAAUGUAUAAUAGACCUAAUCGACAAAUAUUUUUUAUUAGUCCAUUAACGGUCAUAAACUAGCAUCUAGAUUCUAGAUGCUUGUUUAUAAUGCGUACAGCGUAUAACUAUGUUCUAGAUUCUAGAACAUUAGAUGUAAAAUUAUUACCUUAUAAGUGAUUUGAAAUUUAUAACAUAAAAUUAUAUUUUUUAGAAUAUUUUAAUACGUUUAACUUUGGGACGCUAUUGUAUAUUGCUAGAAAUAAAAUAGCUUCUGUCAUUGUAUAAAUCUAGCCACGUAUCUACGUCGUCUAUAUAUUACGUUAAUCCGAGCCCGAAUUUUUAUUUUUCAAUAAUUAUUAUAUUAUAUCAAUCUCAUCAAGUCAUGUACCUAUAUCCUAAAAUAUACUAUAGCUGGAAAAUGGAAAUUCGAAAUUUAGGGUUAACAAGCCUAUAGUUAGAUAAUUGGAUGUUGAUAAGGUUAUAAGUUAAAAAUUCAUAAUUGAUAAGUAGGUUUUUAAUAUUACCAUAUUUAUAAUCAUUAAUUUUGACUAUAAAUUACAGCUGAAUAUAUCUAGUUUUUAUAAUAAAUAUAUGAUCAAAAAAAUAUCAAUUUAUACCUAUCAAUUAAUACAUUAGAUAAUAAUUAGUCACUAUACUCUCCUACUAGUCCUACUACUAGUCCCAGAUUAUACCAGUAUAUUAUAUUCAUUUUUAAUAAUUACAUCCAACCUGAUUGAAUGAUAACAUGUCAUAUCCACCUUAUGUCCUUAAAAUUCUCAUUUAUAUUAUUUUCGUUUUUAUUUUAUACCUUUUAUUUCCAAUGCGCUAAUAGAAUAUAAUAUAGAUUAUAGCCUUAUAGGGAUAUCAAGGCUGAGCAUUAACGAGUUAAUAACUUGACAGUUAAAUUAAAAAGUUGAAUUAAUUAACUUAUUUACUUAAUAAAUUUAUUAUUUUUUUUAACUAUCAACUUAAUUGUUAACUUGAGGAAUACAAAAAAUUAACUUAUAAUUAACUAGAAUUAAUUUUAUAUUUAAACAAGUUAAGUUGAUUUAAAUUUUAAUUUGUAUGCUCAUAUAAAUAAAUAUAUUGUUAUUAUAAUUAUCAUUAAUAUAUUAUAAACAUUUUAAAAUACGAAUUGUUAUGAAUACCUGUUUUUUUUUACGGUUGUCACCAGUUGGGUAUUGCAAACGCGGAUUCAGUAUAUAUAUUCAGUGUUAUAUAAUUUAUCAGUAUAUGGUUUAAGAAAAAUUGUCUAAAAUCAGAGGAAAUGAAGUGGGAAAAGUAAUGUAGGUGACGAAAACUCUUAAAGAAUUUUAAAAGCCAGAGAAAAAAGAAUAGUUUACUCAUGUAUUCACUAAGGUUAUAAUAGAUAGGUUACGUAACUCAAACUGGAGUAUUAAAUAUUAUCGGUUCUUUUAUUAUGAUUACUUUUGAUUUUUAGAAAAAAACCUAAUAAUAAUAAACAAAAUUGUUACACAUUUUUUUAGAUUCUGAGUGGAGCGAGGAAUGUAUUGGUUUUACAAUGAUGUUCAUUUAUUUUUUGUUUUUUUCCUGUGAACAACUUUUCUACCGGCAAUUUUACUCCGAUUUACAAUGGUAGCACUUUUUUCAAAAGAAAAUCUGACUGAGGAGGUACUUUAGGGAGGCCAUUUUUGAUUUUCCCAAGAUUUUUCUCAAUAAAUUGAAAAAAUUGGGAAAAUAAGUACAAUAAACAAAGAUUUAUUAUUAAAGAAAAUAUAAAAUACAUACGCAAUUAUUUUACCAUAAUGUUAUAUGUUAGGAAUGGUUAAUCUUUUCUUACAUUACAUUAAAUUCUUCCCUAUAUCCUACCUUCCAAACUUUUCAUCUACAACAGUAGGCUACCCAUCGUGCAAAGACAUGUGAAUGUUUUUUAUUAUAAGUCAAUUUAUUAUGUGUCGAAAAUAUUCAUGUAGAUAUAUAAUAAAUUACCGAUAACAGGAGCUGCACCCGUCCCUAUUAUCCUAGGACAGAUUUUGUUGAAUACAUUUAUUUUACUUUUUAUUUUCGAGUAUUAAUCAUCAUCUUAAAUAAUAUAUUUUGUUAUUUAUUUUAUAAAUAUUAUUACCUACUCUUUAAGGGAUCAAAAAUUGGUCUUACCUAUUGGGCACGCCUGAUUACAAAUUGAAAUGGACAGACGCCCGUAUAUCAUUAUUUGAUAGUUUCCGUAUUGUAAUGUUUAGAGUAUAUUUCCCCCAAUACCAGAAAAUCAGCGGCAGGACGUCGUGACUUCUUCACAGCAUGAAGUAAGGAACGUAAUUUAUUAAUGCGAUUUUGUUUACCUACGAAUUUAUUGUACAUGUUUUUUUUUUUCAUACCUAUAUCCAAUUGUUAAUGUACACUUUAUAUCUACCCAAAUUAUACCUGCCUAUUCUAGUAUUAAUCACAAUCUGAGUAUGAUUUAAGGUCCAAAUGCCAUUGGCAAAUUUAGCUACGACACCGGAAGUAAUCAUCGUAGAUACCAAACUUAAUACCAGGGAUCUGCCAACGGAACUAUUACAAGAAUCGAAAUUGGAAAACGGUGACAAAGUCGAGGACAUUGCGCCCGCAAUCAGUAUCAACAGUACUGAACAGAACGCCGCAGAACAGAAACCAAUACCAGGUGAAAAUGUUACUAGAAAUAAUGCAAAAACAGAAACUAAUAAAACUACGAUACUUUUUAACAGUAAUUGAUAACACACUAAACUAGUAAUUAAUACCUAUUCGAUAUACAAUAAAAAAUUUCUAAAUUAUCAAUAAUAUUGCUAAAAAUUUUAAUUAUUGUAAAAUGAAAAUAAAUUUUAUUAAUAUAAUAUUAUACUUACCUAAUAUUAAGACGAUUUUCGAUGAUUUCCCAUAUUUCACCUAUAUAUCCUGAGAUGCCAUAAAUCAUGCUGUCAUUUGUUAAUAAUAACAAAUAGGGGGGCAUCUAUAGGUUUGUCAAAUAAAAAUUUGAAAAAAAAAAUACGAUAAUUUGUCUAUAAAGAAAAAAAUUGAGGCACCGUUCUGGAUAAGUGGAAAGUUUUGAGGGUAGGAUUCAUGGGGUAAUUUAUUUUUAACAAAAC